GCUGAUCUUUGCACAAGACUUCAGCCUUCAGUUUCAUUGCCUAGGAAACGCCAAGAUGCGUCUGGAGGAAUUGAAGAGACUGGAGAACACUCUGGAUCAAGUCCAUGAUGCCAAGUACGCUGUUCAAAACAGCCAUCAACUUCCAAUUGAUUUUGGAACCAAGAUUGAAAAAUGCCACAUCAGCCGAGGGGUGCCAGAAUCAAAAGCAAAAAUCAUUCAGCGCGCAUGGCGUGAGUACUUGCAGCGGCAGGAGCCUCUCCGUCAUGGCUGCAUGGAGAAGCGCAGCCCUUCACCACCUUCUCUCUCAUCAGGGAAGAUGAGCACCUCCAUCAGCAUGAACACCCUGUCCGAUGGCAGCACUCCUGAAUACAGGGAAGAUGGUAUGGAUUUGGGAAGUGACUCGUGUAGUCGAACAAGUUCCGAAUCGAGUUCCAACAAAGUGACACCAUGCUCGGAUUGCAAAUCCUCACCCAGCCUGGAUCUUGCCACCUUGGGGGACUAUGAAGCGGACGAGGAUUAUCAAGAAUACAAAAGUAAGGUGAUCGAAGAGUGGGAAAAUGAGUAUGGGGACUACUCUGAGAACAAUGGCUUUGUUAAGACUGCCAGCAGGAGCUUAGCGGAGGAGUUUCAAGAAGUGAAGGUCAUCCCUCCGGUUCCUUCCAACAUUACUCCAGGCAAAAUUAAGCGAAAUGGCAACAUAGCACCGACUAAAGCUCGCGGCAAAGGCAAUGAGACUCUCCCAAAGUUGCAAAAGCCGUUGCGAAUAGUGAGUGACGUUGUGGCCACUUCGGGGACUUUUGUAACAGAGGAACCUCAGCUCCCGACCAUGGACUGGGAAGCCCUAGAGAAACACCUCGCAGGUCUACAGUUUCAAGAGCAAGAAGCACAGAACCAGACCCAGACAAAAGCAAACUUCACAUCCGCCCAAAAAAAUGAGAGGGAAUCGAUCAGACAGAAGUUGGCACUUGGAAGUUUCUUUGAUGAUGGCCCAGGAAUUUACACCAGCUGUAGCAAGAGUGGUAAACCUAGCUUGUCUUCACGUCUUCAAAGUGGCAUGAAUCUGCAGAUCUGUUUUGUUAAUGACAAUGGAAGUGACAAGGACAGCGAUGCAGAUGAUAGCAAGACAGAAACUAGCCUGGACACCCCCUCAUCUCCAAUGAGCAAGCAGAGCUCCUCGUACUCAGACAGAGACACAACUGAAGAGGAAUCUGAGUCACUGGAUGAUAUGGAUUUUCUUACAAGGCAGAAGAAGUUGCAGGCUGAAGCUAAGAUGGCUCUUGCUAUGGCAAAGCCAAUGGCUAAGAUGCAGGUUGAAGUAGAAAAGCAGAACAGAAAGAAAUCUCCAGUGGCUGACCUGCUGCCUCACAUGCCCCAUAUUAGUGAAAGUUUGAUGAAGCGGAGUCUCAAACCCACAGACUUGCGCGACAUGACUAUUGGCCAGCUGCAAGUUAUAGUCAAUGAUUUACACUCCCAGAUUGAGAGUUUAAAUGAAGAGUUGGUCCAACUUCUACUCAUCAGGGAUGAGCUACACAUGGAACAGGAUGCCAUGUUGGUGGACAUAGAAGACCUUACCAGGCAUGCCGAAAGUCAGCAAAAGCACAUGGCAGAGAAAACAACAACCAAGUGAAACUGAGACGCCUCCAACAAGCAGCGAGGCUGGAGAGAAAAAAAAAGCUCGAUUUUACUUUGCUUCUGUGGUUGUAUAACGCUGAUGCUCGAAAUGGUGCACUUCCAGAAAAUCAGUGUUAGUCAUUGGUACUGUUUGAAGCUUUAUGUCCAGUGAUUGGCCUAUGCUUCCUGUAUAAUUUAUUUUAAUAUAAUUACAUUUGUCACAGAGUUGUAUCAGGCAUUUCAGUAAAAUGUUGGUAACGGAUAUGCAAAACUAGUAAUACAGCAGGAUUGGAAGAUAUAUAAAGUAGUUAAGAGCUGCUAACUUCUGACUCCUUGGAUUUUAGUUAAACAGUAUUUUACCAUGGGCCUCUUUUUAUUCUUCACAGAUUGUAGUUUUAAACAAAUAAACUUUAUUUAAAGGUGCUAUUAAAGUCAAAGAUUACAUGCCUGCCUUGUAGUGAAGUUGUAGCUAUUGGUGAUUAGAUCACAAACAGGUUUCCAACAUUUUGUAAAUGUUGAUUACCUGAUAACCAUUUUAAAGUGUGUUAAUAUAAUUUCAGUCAACUGGAUUCAGAAAUGUUAUCUGGAAAUGUUAUGUACAAAUAUGUAAAAUAAAAAAAUAAAAUUUGUUUCCUAUGAUAUACUUAAA
Amblyraja radiata (thorny skate) is the source of this 2260-nucleotide messenger RNA. It is a transcript of the gene schip1, whose product is annotated as schwannomin interacting protein 1. Gene Ontology annotation, biological process: positive regulation of hippo signaling. Lineage: Eukaryota; Metazoa; Chordata; Chondrichthyes; Rajiformes; Rajidae. The coding region runs from base 56 to 1627 and encodes 523 amino acids. Gene Ontology annotation, cellular component: cell junction; plasma membrane. The record is from RefSeq and is a predicted model, not a curated record. The transcript has 11 exons.